Molecule: messenger RNA, 1674 nt
Organism: Helianthus annuus (common sunflower)
Lineage: Eukaryota; Viridiplantae; Streptophyta; Magnoliopsida; Asterales; Asteraceae
Product: leucine-rich repeat receptor-like kinase protein FLORAL ORGAN NUMBER1
Exons: 1
Coding region: 307-1503 (398 amino acids)
Molecular function (GO): protein binding
Source: RefSeq, a predicted model, not a curated record
AACAAAUAUCAAAUGUAACAACAUUUGCUCCUUCCCCCACAAGCCAUAUCCAGUUUGCCUUCUUCACAAGCCAUUAUCAUCACCACCCUUUUCUCUCUCUAGAAAACUUUCACAUUUUGCUGUCUUCAAUAUUAAAGCUUUCACAGGCGACAUUUUCCCACCUGUACAAAAGGCGAAUCAUCACUCCCUUCACGGUAAAGCAUUAUCAAACAAACCUCUUUCGUUUGCUUUUCUUUAUAUAUACACACAUAUAUAUAUACUGGUUUCUAUAUCUUCAUGAUCUUUUAUUAACUCUCUCCCUCAAUUAUGUUAAACUUUAUGCGGGAGUUGGUGGUGAUUCUCCUUUCGUUCAUCUUUCUUCUUCGGAUUCAGCAUUGCAGAGCAAUGCUGAAUCCUAUGGAUUUUCUCGCAUUGCAAGCGAUUCGAAAGUCGCUUGAGGAUAUGCCGGGUUCGAGGUAUUUUUCAUCUUGGGAUUUCACUUCGGAUCCGUGUAAUUUCGCAGGCGUGUACUGCGAGGGUGAACGCGUUGUCGCGUUGAACCUCGGAGAUCCACGGGCGGGUGCGCCCGGGCUUUCUGGACGGAUACAUCCGUCUAUUGGAAAGUUAACCGCUCUCACGGAGUUUACGGUUGUUCCCGGGCGGAUAAUGGGCGCAUUGCCUGCGACAUUGUCACAGUUGAAGAAUUUAAGGUUUUUAGCUGUAAGCCGGAAUUUCAUCUUCCAUGAAAUUCCGGCUUUAGGGGAGCUCCGGAAGCUGAGAACACUCGAUUUGAGUUAUAAUCAGCUUUCCGGAGGCAUCCCCUGGUCACUGGGGAAAUUACCCCAAUUAACCAACUUAAUCCUUUGUCAUAACCGGCUCUCGGGUUCGAUACCCCCUUUCGUGUCUCGAUCCCUCACCCGGUUGGACCUAAAACACAACGAGUUAUCCGGCCCGAUCGGGCCGUAUUCACUCCCUCCUUCAUUAAACUACCUUUCUCUCUCCUGGAACCGGUUUUCGGGUCGGGUUGACCGGGUGUUACCCCGGUUGAACCGGCUACACUACCUAGACCUAAGCCUGAACCGGUUCAGUGGUCCAAUCCCGGGCUGCAUCUUCGGGUUCCCAAUCAACAACCUCCAACUCGAGCGAAACCAGUUUUCAGGCCCGGUCCAACCGAGAACCUCAGUUACGAUCCCGACCGUUGAUCUUAGCCACAACAUGUUGUACGGACCAAUUUCGCCACUUUUCGCAACGGUUCAGAAUCUUUACUUGAACAAUAACCGGUUCACGGGUUCGGUUCCACGGGUUUUCGUGGACCGGUUAUUGGCUGGCAGCAUAAGACUAUUGUACCUUCAGCAUAAUUAUUUAACCGGAAUGCCUAUUAAACCAAGGUCUUCAAUACCUAUGAGUAGUUCAUUGUGUUUGAUGUAUAAUUGUAUGGUUCCACCGGUUCAAAGCCCAUGCCCGAUUAGUGCGGGUAGAAUGAAGACCCGACCCACUUCAGAAUGCAGUGAAUGGAAAGGGUAAAAUAGGUAAUUUACUUUUUUAAUUUUGGUAUUUAGUUGGUAUAAAAGGAUGAUCAUAAAAAGCAGUAAGUAUAGUUUUUUUGGAGGGUGGUUAUUUAAUUGAUUUUUUAUGUCAAAAAGUUGGAAAACAUGAGAUUAGCAACAUGAUGAAUAUAUAUAUUUCUUGUGCAUA